UUCAUAAUGAAACACGUUUUCUCAUCGGAAUUGUAAGCUUAAAUCGAGUGCAAUUCAGUAACAGAUGACAAUUAGUUGUCAGGUUUGAAUUAACAAAAUGUUUCGAGCAUUCUCAUGGAUUUAUCGCAAGCCUUUUUUGCUAGAACCGCUAUUCAACGAGUCGUGCUCCUUACGACUUGUCCCGUGCACGCGCCUUGCGUACCCCCACUCCUCGCCCGUUCCCCCUCCACUCUACGCUUCCCCCACCACAAGCUAGUGCCCCUAGAUUCUGGCAAUGCUUCUCGCAACCGAGACAACGGGACAGUUUUCAUACGGCGCACCCUCUCGCCGAUCCAGUCGAAUAUCAAAUGGUACGGGAUAACGAGCCUGUGCUUUUACGCGGUUCGUGUUACCCGUGUCUUGCCUCGCAAUUAGCUUAUCUGUCGUGCGCGCGUGUUAACACAAGCGUGUUAAUUAGAAAAGGUGCAUUCACGGUGAAAAGUGUCGACAGGUAGAGUGGAUCAUAAUUUUCAUUCGAUCAAUCAGUUUCUUAGGAACGAUCUUUGAUUUGUUUUCUCGCUUCAGCUGAAUAAAAAGUUGCCUCGAACCGUGCAGGUCCGCACAAUCAAUUCACGAAGCCAUAAGUCGGAAUUGAACCGGGGAGGUGUUCGACUAAAGUAAAUACCGGUAGUCAAUUUUAAUUGAUCCCGCACCCGUGGGACUUAUGCGGUAUUCCCGUGUUGUUCGAACGAAUUCAACUGUGAAAUUUAUUAACGCACGAACGAGGAAAACAGGGAGGAAACUGUUUUUGUUACGCACGAAAUGUUAAAGUACGUUAAUCAGGGCGAUCAGUAUGUUUGCUAAUUGCGCCAGGUUUUAAAUCGAUCGGAUAAUGAGAUAAUUUAUGGUACAAAAGGAAAUAUUACAAUUGGUGUUUUUAAUACCUUUAAUUACAAAAAUUGUGAUCUUCCUAAAUUGUCGAAACAGACUUUUGAAAAUGAUCAUUUUCCGAUGUGUUAUCUUCAGAAAAAAGGGUUACAUAAAAAUAUUUCAUGUAAAUCAUAAUAUGAGAGAAAUUCGACUUUAGAAGUCAUUGCAUUUUUUGUUGUAGUUUGUUGCUAUUGUUAUUCAGAGGGAACAGCCCUUUGACAGACAGUAUUUAUCGCGACCCACCCAGGAUCAACUCGCGACCCUUUGAGAAUUUCUGUUUUCAAAUUUUUUAUAUUUUAUAUAUUUGUAAUGUCCAUAUUUUAUCACCAUUUUUAUAUUUAAUAUUUCUGUAAUGUUUUCUAAAUUUUCUUAAUUUAUUAUAUUUUAGUAUAUAAGCAUCAAUGAGUCAGAACUUUGAACUUGGUCUGCACAAUUAUGAUUACGGUUCACACAAAAAAUUGUACAUCACAUUUAACGCAAAAUAGUUUCUUUACGAACGCGUUAAAUAAAAUUUAUAAAAAUAUAGAAGUGGACAUUUAAAUCUAAACAAGCCAUCUGGGUCAUCGCGAUGAGAAAAGUCGCUCGAUUUCGUAUCUCCGAAUUUAUUUCGUCAACAUCUCGUCGAUCGUAACGUGAAUUAUUAUCUCGUUGAAGAUGCAUUUUGCCAACAUUAAUACACGCAAGACCAGUUUCGAUUUUCUAUUUGGCAUCUGUCCAACUAAUGCUUCGUGUAGAAAAUCAAAGACGUGAAAACUUUUUUAAUUUAUCGCCGUGGGCGAAGUAACGAUUGUACCCUUUAGCCGCAUUUCAUUCUUUCUAUAGAGGCCUACCCUUUCUAUACGUGCAUUUAAAUCGUCCGGAGAAAAAUCAGGCAGAAAAUAUAGGUUUGUUCCUCUUCGAGUGAAACGAAACAAAAGCUUUCCCUCAAAUUGCUCGGCUUUCAUUCAGAGUGAUAACUUGAUCGUUGCGCUGAUGAGUUUGCCUGUAUCCCGCUAUUCUGUUUCACUUGUUCUGUCGACGAAAUAUCAAGAUCGUAAUAUCAACACGGAUGAUCGUGUCGAUCGAAAAAAAACCUAUUAAUAAUUCACCUGUUUAGUUCGCUUAAGGUGACCGUAUCGACAGGCAAACACGAAACUUAGUACAUUAACAAAUAUGAUAAAUAAAUUAAAAUACAAUCAACUUUAUUGAUUCGGGGAAGUUUUUUUUUACUAAUGGAAGCUCACCCUUGAUAGACUUGAAGACUUUUUAAAUAAUAUCGCGGCAAACUUUUAAAAAUUUCGAAUUAAAUAAAUUGUAUGGAAGGGAAGUUUCAUGUAGUCAGUGUGAAAUAUUCUGUAGAGAGGGUUGGCUGGUAAUAAUUUUUAAUUAUUUAUUGCUUCAUGAAUUUACAAGAUCUUCCUUUCUAUUUUUAUAUACUAAUGUGUAAGUAAUAUUAAUAAAAGGAUUUAUCGAGGGAUGAAAAUAUAAAAGAAGUCGUAAACAGCCCUUGUUAAUUCGUAUAAUUUAAAUGAAUAAAGCAGAGAUAAUUACAUAGAAAGCGAUACAAAGAUUCGAGGGAAAAGAUCUUUCAUUUUAUAAUAACAGAGUCACUAACGAUACGAUCUGCAGUCGAGUAUUAAGAUACUAAAGCGAUACAACCUUAAUUAUGUACCUGGGUAUUAAUUUUUGAUAAGUGCUUUCAAAGAAUUUGUCGAUAAAACGAAAAAACUUCCACGAAAUCGCGAUUGUUCGGAAUCGUGUCGUUCAAACGCAUCGUGGUGGAAUAAACGUGCAAAAGUGAAAAGCUAAUGCUCGCAUAGAUAGGUCCCGGUGGAAAAAAAAGUUUAUAGAAACGCACAUGCUAUGUUAGACUCGAAAAGACUUUCGUGACAAUCUGUUCAAUCUUCGUCGACAAACGAGAUUUAUGGCACAAACAGUCCCAUAUUUUUUUAUCUUUGCCUGCAUAAUUGAUAAACGAAUGCGGGCGGAGGAUAAAAAUGUGGAACGAGGGUUCUCUCCUGUGACAGUGUUUCGUUGCUUGAGACACGUUUCGUUGGUGAUUUUCUAAUCAUUGGUUAAAAAUUUGAGUAUCGAGGAUGCUGGCACGAAGAUAUACGGAAAGCACGCACGAAGGUUAAUCAAGUGAAUCGGAACUCGUAAUAGAAUCCAUCUUCAACGAUGAUGCUGAAGGAGGAACGCGACGGCCACAAAAGAAACUGUUGUCCAACAAUAAGAUCAUCGGGGAGCGAACUCGCGAGACGAAAGAUAAGAAAAAAUCGUCGAAUCGUCUCGAGUGCAAGCGAUUGAACUGAUAGUUUCUUUCCACGUUUUAUCACGUAUCUACGAUUAUUCGACGUAGCCUGAAGGGUCCUAGGCUCCGGUAAACUGCCAUCAUGGGGAAUGGUAUGAACAAGGUUCUUCCAGGCCUGUAUGUUGGCAAUUAUCACGACAGUAAAGACGCCGAUCAGUUAGAACGAUUCGAGAUCACACAUAUUUUGGCAAUCCACGACACUGCUCGUCAAUUGCAUUCCGAUAAGCAUUAUUUAUGUAUAUUGGCGGCAGACAGUCCGGAUCAGAAUUUAUCCCAGUACUUUUCCUUGUGCAAUGACUUUAUUCACGCUGCACGUUUGAGAGGAGGAAAUGUUUUAAUACAUUGCUUAGCCGGUAUGUCAAGAAGCGUGACAGUAGCAGUGGCCUAUAUUAUGAGUACCACCAAUCUUUCAUGGAAAGAGGCACUUAAAGUUGUGAGAGUAGGUCGUUCCAUUGCCAAUCCAAACGUCGGUUUUCAGCAACAGCUAAAAGAUUUCGAAUCUAGCCGAUUGCACGAGGAACGACGUAGACUGAAAGAACGAUUUCCGAGCUUGGCUUUGGCCGAGUCCGAUGCAGAAGUGUGUCGCACUACUUUGAGAAAUUACGAAACCAUGGCAUUGGCACGGGAAGUGUGCGAAGGAAAAUGUGCCAUGGGCCGUCCUUGUCCGACUGGACUCUGUAGGCAACCAUCCAAAAGAAGCCCAAGAAGAAAGCCAUCCACGGGUAGUACUAGCAGCUUAACUACUGGUCGAACUCCACCACAAACACCGAGAAUGUUACCGUCUGCGCCACCCUCGCCGGCUAUGCACAGGUCAUCGAGUGUGCUUUCUACUGCGAGACCAAGAAGUGGUCCUGCUGGUUUACAUUAUUACACCGGGGGAUCUGCUCCUCCAUCCAGAGCGGUAUCGAGGGUGGACCUGUCCGCAGCAGUAGCCUGCAGCAGUAGCAGCACGAGUCUUUCAUCCAUGGGUAGAUCCGGCAUGUCCGGAAGUAACUGGCGUCUAACAGCCGGAUCCGCUCCGAACACACCAAGGCCAACACCGCCAGUUUCUCCACAACGUUGGCCAAGGAGAGCUUCCAGACAAACACCUCAGCUACCGAUCUCUCCAGAAACUCCUUCGACGACGACGUAGCAUCUGCGGAACUUCCGUUCGUUCUCCGCUCUGCCCGAAUAAUUUCGAACGAACGACGCGAAAAGAAACUUUGGCGAAUUGUAACUUUCCAAAGACACUCGCAAGAAUAAACUGUUGCAAAUUUCGCGAACGUUUGACAAGACUAAAGCACAACGGUGGUUUCUGCUUUUACGGGUCGAUAGUUAUAUUUGUUAACGAUGUAAAAUGAGAGGUUGUUGCAAUAAUGCGUUUGCAAAUUAUGAGAUGUCACGCGAGGAACUGCACAAGGCACAUUUUCUUUUUCGCUUGGAAACGAGAUCGAAUUUUAACGAAUGCUUGAGUAUUAUAAGAAUUGAUAAGUUUUUGGACGCUAAAGGGAAUUUUGGAGAUUGGUACCACGCGUAUAAUUUUAAUGUGCGCUACAAUCAUCGACAAUCUUACGUAUGGUUCUAGGAUUCUCGUUAAUUAACGCGUUGGGUGUUUUCUGCUCAGACCGUGGGGACUAUGUUAUUGCUUACGUGGGAAUCUUUGUGAGAUUGCGAAAAUAAUUGGAAUUAGAUACCACAGAGAAAGUAUGUUUCAAAAUAUGAUUUAUUAGAGUGACUUGCAAAUUUCUAAUCCCAACUUUUACAUCUGCAAAUAGUUAACAAUUGAAGUCGUCAAAUUUCUAAAUUUUAAAAAAUAUCAAGACAAGGUAGACAAGUUAUGUCUAUCACAUAGAUAUUAUUACUCAAUUUAGGGAACCUUCUCAGACAAAAAUUGUAGUUACACCAAUGACCAACUCUAGAAACACCUUCUAACAAUAUUUAAUUAGUCCAACACUUGUUCAUAUAAUGAAAUCAAAUUUCUGCCAAUACAUCAGGGUCUGAGUAGAAAAUUACCACGUGGCACCCAACGGUCCUUUUUUUAUAAAAGAAUCUGUAUCAUGAAAGUUGUUAUUUACGACAAAGCUGCGAAAUAACUGUCCAAAGUCCAAACGAAUCUCUUCGUUUACUUGCGUCAAAUUCAACUCGUAGAUUCAUUUCCCAACGGUAUAAUAUUAGCUGAAACCGUAGUUCGUCGUUAGAGAACGUUUCUCGUGUUCAUUUAUUAAACGUUCAGAAUUCGUAGCUAAUCAUGCAAGUUUUUAGUGUAACUUUUGACGAACUGCUUGUUGGUUUUCUUUUUCAAAUCGAAGCUUGUUGGCGAUAUUUGCAUUCAGAAAUGCUAAUUUAGACCAUUCGAAGUACGUCGUUAAUAUUAGAUUAUUAAAUAUUUAAGAAUGAAAUUAUUGGAAAGCGAGAAGAUGAAGAGUUGUUCCCUCGAGUCGUUCCAUUAAGUUUGUUCGCAACCGUCCAUUGCAGUUGUUGGAUUUUGUAGCGAAACCACGCUGUUUAGCGCAAGUUGUUAAUCCAGAAGAAAGCAUAUUAUGCGAAAACAUAUUUAAAAUGUGUCGAUGAGCGCGUUUCGUGCAUACGCAUAGAAAAAUUUUAAGAAAGAAGGGAAUUUUAGAAAAAUCUGUUUAGAGACAAAUUUUAGAAAUCUGUUAUGUGCUCUGUUUUAAGUGUCCCAUAACUGUUAAUUAACCCUUUGCACUCGAGAGGUCACCAUUUUAUUUCAAACAAUAAUUUGAAAUUAGCAUUUUUUGAUUCUAUAAUAUGACACGUGUGAUGUAUAAAUAUAGUGAAACAAACAAUAGUGGAAAUUAUUGGUAGAGGAAUAAUAACCUCAAAAGAGUUCAUUUAACUUUUUAAAUAAGUUGCUGUUUGCAAAACAGUGAAAUUACCUUCGAAUGCAAAGGGGUAAUAAAAAUUGAACACUGUGUUAACUUAAUUGAAUAAUAGUUUAAUUAAAUGUAGGGUAAUUGAUACAAUCGAUUGUCAUCGUCAGAAAAAGUGUGAUAUUAACUGUUAAAGUUAUCGUGUUUUAAACAAAAAAAAAAAUAGUAGGAAUUAAAAAAGGAAGUGCGUGUGCAUGAAAUAACGCUGAGCAUCGCGCACUUGUAUGCGUAUACACUUUGUAGGCAUACGUUGUUGCAAAUGGAUUUCAGAAGAUUUUAUAAAUUGUUGGCUAUGGUGAUUAUUAUGCGACUAUGUCGUAGAUUAGAUAGACACGUUGUUAUUCUUUCGUGCACCGAAGUAUGUACGAUUCACACACGAUGAGUGAGAAAAGAAAGAAUCUACGUGCGAAUCUUGAACCUCAUUCCUCUUAUCAUCGGACCGUAUUAUCCUCGAUUCACACGAUAGAAAUAUUUAUUUUUCUAGAAUCACGCGAUUAUAUCAUAGGUUAAAGAACUAGUAAGUAGAGAAGAAAAUGCGCAGUUAAGGGUAUUAAAAAAAUGAGAAAAGUAAAAAAAAGCAUUUCAUUCAACUUUCUAGCGUUAUUCAAUCCUGAAGGAUUUUAACAACACAUUGUUAAAGUCUUCGUGUUAGCUGUACUCGUUUGAACUUGAACGAGAAUGUAAUCGAAAUGGUUGAUUACUGGCGUCGUGUUUAUUCGUUGUUGUCUUUUUAAACGUUCAAUAGUCCCUCGAUUUACGAGGGUUAGGGUGAUAAUCGAGCAAUAACGUGGAUGUUGAGAAUUCGAAGAUCCAGUAAUCCAAAUCGUUUCGAUUGAUCUCUCGUUUCUGGUUGUAAAUUCAAAGGAGUACAACUAUGAUGUUAAAAAUUCACAAAGUAUUUUUUAUAAACUUAUUGUUUUCAAAGGUUUGCUGGAUACUGACAUAUCGCUGUUAUAUUAAUUAAAUAUAUAUAUACACCGAUACACACAACGCUUGACCAUUUAAAUACGAGAAUAUAUAUACGUACAUAUAUAUUUGUAGAGAAAGAAAGGGAGAGAAAGUGAGAGAGAAAGUGAGAAAAAUUCUUAAGUCACAAAUUGUAUUAUGUUCUUUCAUCUUAGAAACGAUAUUUUAAGUACAAUUUCGAUGGGAAAGAUAUUCAACAUUUCAUAUUUCUUAUUCGACGCUUAUGCUACGUGAGUUUAGGUUCUGAUUGUGAAAAUAAAAGAAGGAAAGAUCAGCAGAACGUUUUUUGAAAACGAUGUUUCAAUUUACGCUUAGGGUAACUUUCGAAAACAGUUUAAGUCGCUGUUUAAAACAUUCAAAAAGAACGGGAUCAAAUUGAAAAUGAUACAGUGGACCCGAUUUUUGUUAACAAGUAUGUAAAAAAAUAUGUGGUACAAAAAUAAUAAUUCAGCUUGCAAAAUUUUACUGCAGACUUUUCAUGGAAGAAAAUUCGGUUUAUAAUUUUAGAAUAUUUUAAAGCGACUUGCGCAAGCUUUCAAAGUUAUCUUCCUUUGUUUUCUACACAAAAUGUUCCUUAUUAUUCAUUUUAAACGCGUUUGCAGUUAUUUUAUAUUGAAUGAAAUUUCCGAUCAACCAUAAAAUAAUUAAGCAAUAAAAUAAGUAAUGUACAUUUGUAACUUCGGAAUUUAUUAUUUAUCUGUAUGAGUCUCUUUGCAUACAUGUUCUUCUUGCAACGUUUGUAGCAGUGUACCAAAACUUAUAAAACAAUUUUUCAGUUUAAUUAACUCGUCCCGUUUCUCAUCCUGUUAAAAUUUGUACGAAACAUAAUUUGAGGCAUACAAAGAAGAUAUAAAUGACAAUAGUUUAUUGUAAAAUAAUUUAAAAGUUGAAAUUUGAAGCGUUUGUUCUUUCACGAAUUAAAAAAUUUAAAUUUUCGCGCGCUGUACUCGAAACGGUGUUGCUGACGUCAUCUAACGACCAGACGCGGAACUACACGAAUAUAAAAUCACGUUUCUUCUCGAAAUAUAACAUUUUUAUGGUUUAGCAAUAAUUGCAAAUUAUUCUACGUGCACGAUAAAGUCAAAAGAAUACCUUCACGCUGGGUUUAAAGCUUUGUAUUCGAAAAUUCAAAAAAUUGCAUUUUAUGGACUUUAAAAUGCUUAGCCAUCUAGCGGUGGAAGGUGCGAACUAAUGGAACUAAAUUACAAGUUCAAUUUAUGUAUGUAUUUACUUUUCGAACCUGUUAACAUUUGCAAAAUGUCUUAAUACUAACUCUUGUUAAUUUCUGAAGCAAUUUAUCGCAUAUUAUUGCCAAUUAACCUGACAAAAAUAACUCACGAAAAAAAAGCGAUUCUUUGUCUCUCUAGUUUUGCACCUGUCCGCUGGAAGACGUCAGCGGUAAUGUCUUCAGGACAGCACGCGCGAAAAUUUAAAUUUG
This is a messenger RNA of Megachile rotundata (alfalfa leafcutting bee), 8473 nucleotides long. RefSeq lists its product as uncharacterized. Gene Ontology annotation, cellular component: cytosol. Gene Ontology annotation, biological process: protein dephosphorylation; signal transduction. Gene Ontology annotation, molecular function: protein tyrosine phosphatase activity. NCBI's taxonomy places the organism in Eukaryota, Metazoa, Arthropoda, Insecta, Hymenoptera, Megachilidae. The record is from RefSeq and is a predicted model, not a curated record.